GUCCAUUUUCUGUCCCAACAAACGUCAUUUCACAAUACGCUGAAGAGUUUCUUAUUGCCACCAUGAUGGCCGAGGACAAGAAGCCGCAGGAGGAGCUCGAGUUCAUUAGCGUCGAGCCGGAAACACAGCCGACUAAUGUCCCCGCAUCGACCGAAAGAUCCACAAACGCCAAGGCGGCCGCCAGUCCAAAAGCUAGCGACAAAGAGGCGCUACUCACAUCCAUGCGGAAGGUGGUGACGAGUGCCAAGCACCCAGUAGCUGCCUUCUUUCACUUGUUCUUCAAGGGCCUGGCAUUGCUGCUGUAUCUGUUCGGCAGUAUCUUCAUCAGCAACUUUGUCUUCAUCUUUGUGGUCUGCAUCUUACUAUUGGCCUUCGACUUCUGGACGGUCAAGAAUGUGACGGGUCGAUUGCUCGUGGGUCUGCGCUGGUGGAACAAGAUCAACGAGGACGGCACGAGCGAGUGGGUCUUUGAGUCCCACGAGGACAUGACGGAGAUCGACCCGCUGGACUCGCGUGUCUUCUGGACGGGACUCUACGGCGCUCCAGCUCUGUGGGUCAUGCUGCUCAUCAUCGCUGUGCUCAAAUUCAACGUGGAAUGGGCUCUCAUCGUCGUGGUCGCUGUGGCUCUUAGCGGUGCCAAUAUCAUCGGCUACACGAGAUGCAAGAAGGAUGCCAAGCAGAAAAUGCAGUCGCUGAUGUCCCAAGGCGCUUUGGGCGCCUUCAGCUCGUCCGCCGGCUCUUCAAUCAUGUCCACUAUCGGUGGAUUGGCGCUUGGUGGAGGCCUCAGUGGCCUUGGCAAUGUAGCAGCCAAGAAACCUACCAAGACUGAAGUCGUCGUCUAAGGGAAGACACUGCACUAACCUCAACAAAGACUCGAGUUGUCAAUAGCGUAUUGUAUGUGUAUUUCUCACUAGAGCAAGAAACAUGAAGAAGAGAAAUCAGUCAAGAGGUUUACGACCUCUUUGGUGCUGUCCAAUGUCUGAGAUCAGCACUAACGCAUACUUGCUAUCAUCUCUCUUGGAGGCUUUUAGCUGCUGCCAGAGUCGGCGAUCAAAUCCUUCAUCUGCUCGUUCAACUG
Molecule: messenger RNA, 1078 nt
Organism: Phytophthora nicotianae INRA-310
Lineage: Eukaryota; Oomycota; Peronosporomycetes; Peronosporales; Peronosporaceae
Exons: 3
Coding region: 63-842 (259 amino acids)
Biological process (GO): vesicle-mediated transport; protein secretion
Cellular component (GO): Golgi membrane
Source: RefSeq, a predicted model, not a curated record